AUGAUCGUUCGUGCCUUCAUCCCCUGGGUUCUCAUUUUCAUUUCAACCGAGAUAUUCACUUGCUACAGACUAAAUCACCUGACCCGCACGGGGGACUUCCUCGUCUGUAAUAAGGGGGAAAGAAAAAGGCCCAGAGGAAUUAGAAUUAGGGUUACCAAUAACCUAACAAGGGGCAGUGAGGACAUAGCCAAUUAUGCCGAUAUCGAAAGGAAAGUAAAGUGCAGAAUUGGGGUGGAAAUCCAUGUGCAGCUGAGCACAAAAUAUAAAGCCUUCUGUAACUGCUUUAAUGUCGCUUCUUCACAUAACGAUAAAACGUAUGAGAGGAAUUAUAUCGAUUUGUGCAAUUUCUUAAAAGAUAACAUUUUGAAGACAAGAAAUGAGGCAGCAUAUUUGAAUUCACUAGGAGAGGGAAUACCUCCGGGGAAUGAUGUAGGGGGGGGAAUUUCCGCAGAGACGAAGCAAUGCAUUAGUGAAGACCCUAUGUAUUCCAUUAAUAGGCCAAACAAACACAUAUGCAACAGGUGUGUAGGCGAGGUGGGCUCCCUGAGUUUACUGAAUAGCACAGCUGUCUUGUUCACAUACCUAAUUAGUAUUAUUCUUAAUUGCAACCUAAACAAUAUUAUCACCUUUGAUAGAAAAAUUUAUAAUUAUUAUGAUUUGCCAAAAGGUUAUCAGAUUACGCAAAAGGAAACGCCUAUUGGUUUCGAUGGUAACAUUUCUGCAAAGGGAAAGAAUUUUCGCAUAAAGAGCGUCCACCUAGAAGAAGACACGAGCAAGUGUUUCUUACUUCCACGAAGUGUGAAUAUGCUGGACUGGGGGGGUGCCCCUCCGAAAAGUAGCAGCGAUGGGGAAGAAACCGCAUUUAGGAUGGACAAGGCCAUUUUGAACCCUAACAAUGGUGGUGGCGCCAGGGAGAAGGAGAGGGGGGACAUAAAUGGUGAAGGGUGCAACAGCGACGCUGACGAACCGGUCUCUGAUAAUUGUAACCCAGACGAUUACCCAUCAAAUAAUCCUAACGAAGUAAAUCAUCUGAACAAGAAAAUAUUACUAGAUUAUAACCGCUGCGGAAUCCCGUUAGCCGAAAUCGUAGUAGAAGAUGACUACAUGAACACAGAAGAGUGCAUUAACCUACUGAAGGAGAUAAAAAAUAAAGUGUGCCUACUCGGGGUAUGCGUGGGGAAUAAGGAAAAUAUCAGGUCAGACAUUAACAUAUCUUUUGAAUACGAUAAUGUGAAGUACAGCCGAGUUGAAAUCAAAAAUGUUAACAGCUUCAGAAAAAUUAAGAGUUGCAUAGAGCAGGAGAAGAAAAAUUUUAUUAAUGGAAUUCUCACAAAGGGGAUGGAAAAAAACUACCACACAAAGUCGAACGAAAUGUAUACAAAAAGCUACCUAGACAGUACGCACUACGUUGUCAGGAAAAAGGAAGUAUAUAAUUAUGUGCACGAAAGGAACAUCCCGCAAUAUAAGCUUAGUAAACGUAUUAUAAAGCUGCUACAAUUUUAUGUUAAUUAUAAAAUAAAAAUAUACGAGGAUGAAGUGAAGUAUAACUGGUCCAAGCAAUAUUUUCAUGUCUUUCUGAAUGAUCCCUUUUUGUAUAACUAUUUUAAUGAAUGCAUAAAAUUUGAGGAAGAAAAAUAUGUGUCCAAUUUUAUAGUUAAUAUACUCCUUGAUGUCCUAAAAAAGAAAAAUAUGCUUUCCAAAAAUAUCUUAAUAAAGCCGAAAAACUUGUGCUUCCUCAUUAACUAUGCUAUUAAGAACAACUUAGACAACACCUCUUUGAAGGCAUUCCUCUCUAACUAUGUGGAUGUAGGAUUCGAAAAUGAGAUUCUCCUCGAAACAUUUAAACACGUGAACGUUGUAGAAAUGGAGCAAAAUUUGAAAAAACUGAUUGACGAUAAUAUACACCAUUUAAAAUUCGAUGGGGAAAAAACUGUCCUCAAUGAGCAAAACUUUAAGAACAGAAUUAUAGGCCUUUUGAAAAGUCAAAUCAGUCAACGUGAUUCGCAGAUGCACAUCAACUACAAGUCGGCGAGCGCAUUCAUUGACGACUACGUAAGGAGGUUGAUUUAA
This is a messenger RNA of Plasmodium fragile, 2070 nucleotides long. RefSeq lists its product as uncharacterized. Gene Ontology annotation, molecular function: glutaminyl-tRNA synthase (glutamine-hydrolyzing) activity. Gene Ontology annotation, biological process: mitochondrial translation; glutaminyl-tRNAGln biosynthesis via transamidation. The transcript has a single exon. NCBI's taxonomy places the organism in Eukaryota, Apicomplexa, Aconoidasida, Haemosporida, Plasmodiidae. The record is from RefSeq and is a predicted model, not a curated record. Bases 1 to 2070 code for a protein of 689 amino acids.